Messenger RNA from Cladocopium goreaui, 678 nucleotides. NCBI's taxonomy places the organism in Eukaryota, Dinophyceae, Suessiales, Symbiodiniaceae. The record is from the annotation of a GenBank genome assembly.
AUGGGCACCACAUACUCCAUGCCGCGGCUCUAUAGCUUUCCCAUUUGGAGCACCCGUGUUUUCGUUCGAGAUAGCCUGAAGGCGGUCUUCCCCGAUUUGGCGGAUCAAAUCGAUGCGAAAGUGGACCCUGGAGAGUACCGCGAGGCUUCGAAGGCGAGACCUCUGGCGGUGGCCUUCGUGACGUGCUACGGCAAGGGCACGGCCUCGGAUUUGGUGGCGCAGAUGCUGGUGGAGAGGAAAAGUCAGCCCAGCGUUCAACGCAACGUGGCCUUUGCGCUUUUCAGUGGAGCCUACUUGGGCAUAGGGCAACACUUCGUUUACAACGUGGCUUUCACGCGCAUCUUUGGUGCUGGCAUGGAUCUGCGAGUAGGCGUGCAGAAGGUCCUCGCGGAUCUCUUCUGCCAUGUGCCUUUCAUGUAUUUACCGCUCUACUACAUGUUCGAAGAUACCGCCUUGGGUGUUGGUAACCCACAGAGUGGUCUCCAACGAUGGUGGAAGGAGCUGCCAGGGACGAUGGCGGCGUAUUGCAAAAUUUUCCCAAUGUUUCAUCUCUUCAACUUCACCGUGACGCCUCCGGAACUUCGAAUUAGCUUGAUCGCGUGCGUCUCCUUCGUAUGGCUGGUGGUUCUGUCAUACAUCUCCCAUGAUGCAGUGGAACACCCAUCGCAUCAGGAGUGA